UGGAGUGUAAACCUAUAGGAUAUGAUAUAAGUCUAAUUCCUGUCCAAGAACCUAUCAAGUCAUGUGAAUGGUGAAAAGCUGUGCCACAUGACUGAUCCUCCAGAGCAUCCAGGGAGUCUCUCUGACCUCUCUCCCCCCUCAGGGUGUGCUGGUCCUGGGGAGCUGACCAUGGACGUGGCCCAUGGCGUGGUGGAGAGGGUGUUCGACAUCCUGAGAGGCCUGGCCCUCACCAGAGACCACCUUAAACAGCUACGCUCCCUCUACACGGCCAGCGACGGCAUGCACCAGGCAUCCUACCGCCCCCUGCUGAGGCAGGUUCUGGAGCUGGUCCUACACCCUGACCGACCAGAGAGCCCCGACGUGGAGCACAUGUCUGGGGGUCUGACUGACCUGCUGAAGACUGGCUUCAGUAUGUUCAUGAAGGUGAGCCGGCCACACCCCAGUGACCACGCCUUGCUCCUUCUCUUCCUGGUGGGCGGAGUCACACCUUCAGAGCUCCGCCUUGUCCGGGAAGUAGUCGCCGCCCACAAGCCGGGCACACAGGUCCUGGUUCUGUCCACCAGACUGCUAAGACCUUCUGACAUCACAGAGCUGCUCUUCACCACCCAGAGACUGGUGCCUCACAUCGGAGUCUGAGACACACACGCACAUACAAAUACACAGACACACACAAAUAUACAGACACAAACAGACACACACACUAAGAUACUCACACACACAAACACACCAAUACACAAACACGGGUGACCAGACCUUUUCUCAUUCCUGCUCAAUUCCUGCUCUCAGCUCCCGUUUGUUCAGAUUCUUGAACAUUCUGGAUGUUUCCUGAGAACAUCUUGUCUCCUGCCUGAGUGGUGGUGAUGUUGAAUAAACACUUCAACCAAA
Osmerus eperlanus (European smelt) is the source of this 885-nucleotide messenger RNA. Its product is annotated as sec1 family domain-containing protein 2-like. Lineage: Eukaryota; Metazoa; Chordata; Actinopteri; Osmeriformes; Osmeridae. The record is from RefSeq and is a predicted model, not a curated record. Bases 88 to 636 code for a protein of 182 amino acids. The transcript has 4 exons.